Diabrotica balteata is the source of this 201-nucleotide messenger RNA. Lineage: Eukaryota; Metazoa; Arthropoda; Insecta; Coleoptera; Chrysomelidae. The record is from the annotation of a GenBank genome assembly.
AUGGAAUUUGAACAUUUACCUGAAAUAAAAUACGAACUAGACCUGUAUGAGGAUAAACCAGAGACAGUCGAUAUUGCCGAUUUGUUUAAUAAUGGAACUGAGGAAAAUUUGCCUUUUGAAGUCAUUGGUGCAAAUGCAGCAGCAGUUGCAGGAGGAACUGAAAAAGGUAAGCAAAUGAGCUCGUUCCUCGUUCAGUUAUAA